UGACUCGGUGACACGUGUGACCGCCAGGCUGCUGGGUGGUGGAGUGAGAUUCACUGGGCUGAAGCGCUCUUUGGGACAUUAAACGCUGCUGCCUUUAGCCAGGGAGCUAACGUUAGCCAGGCUAGUUUCAGCCUCUAAAGUUAGUUUGAGCUCGUUAACCCGCGAAGUGUUCGUCAGUGUAAAGGACGGUUUGUACAGGAGCGGCGGGAGGUGAUGAGAGGCAGAGUCAGCAAGGUGUAAACAUGGAUUUGCUGUACGGUCCGUUGGGUUUGGGUGUGGUAGCAGGACUGGGAUGCGGGCUCCUUCUCGGUUGGCACCUUCGAGGACGCUUCGCCCCUGCAUCCAAGAGCAUGAUGGCGGCGAUGGGGAACGGCACCGGAGAGGCGAGUGUGAUGGGAGAAGGAGGCGAGUUCAAGAUGGUUCUGGUGGUCCGUAACGACCUGAAGAUGGGCAAAGGAAAGGUGGCCGCCCAAUGCUCCCACGCUGCCGUGUCGGCGUACAAGCAGGUCCAGCGCAGGAACCCCGAGCUUCUCAAACAGUGGGAGUACUGCGGCCAGCCCAAGGUGGUGGUGAAGGCCCCCGAUGAGAACACCCUGAUCGAUCUGCUGGGUCACGCCAAAGAGGUCGGGCUUCCUGUCAGCCUGAUCCAGGACGCAGGACGGACACAAAUUGCACCAGGGUCCCGCACUGUGCUGGGGAUCGGUCCAGGCCCGGCUGAUCUGAUUGAUAGUGUCAGUGGAGACCUGAAGCUCUACUAGAGUUCCAGCUUCCACCUGUUGGACUCAAACAAGUUCCUUUGUAGAUAAAACAAUUUCCAACUUAAACGCAGCUGAGCUAUAUUGAGUUUGUAUUUUUAUAUGACAACAUUUGUGUUUUAGAAGUCCGAUGACUCUUGGAUCAGUAAUAACAGCUUCAUGCGUGUUUCUUUGCUGAUUGUCCUGUGACAUGUGAUGAAGACAAUGUUGUUGUUGGUUUCAUUAAAAUCUCAGCACUGUUAAAUGACAGUUAUAAUCCUCUAAGUGACAAAAAUCAAUCUACAAAAUAAAUUGAAAUUAAAUUAGAAAAGUCUCUUCAUAUUGCAAAGUAUUAAAUACUUGCAGGUCACCACAAUAAACAGUGUGAGUUCACAUUACUUCACAUCGCAGCUGUUGAGCCACUAGGAUGGGAUGGAUCUAAUAUUAAUAUUGUGUCUGAACAUCAUUUAGGUUUUGUUAUAAAACUAUGAAAUAUCUUAAGUGUUUUUCCUGGUGUCAUCAGCCUCAUUAGCUUCAACUGUGAAAUAGUUGAUCUUCAAUGUUACUGCCACCAAGGAGGGGGUCAGAACCAACUCAGGAUUACUAGGAAACUUGGUGGAAGGAUACGAUAUGCAUCAGGGAUGAAUCCAGUAGAUUUCGGUGCAGAUCAAAGAUUCAUGGAUCUUUACAUAAAGAACAAGGUAUAUUUAAGGUUGCAGAUCCAAAUAAAAACCUGGAUCUAGAGAAUUUAAAUGGAUCAGAGGUGUAGGCUCUGAGUGCUUCCACUUCUAUUUUCAAAUAGAAACAUUAGGUGCCAAUGUUUUGAGAUGAGGUCAUAAUGGUUGCAUCUCGGCAGAUCAGACUGGUUUACUUGAUUUUUACCAUCAGAGGGUGCUAGUACUACAUCUCCAUUGGGUUUUAUAUCAGAUAUUUAUAUAUUCAUAUAACAGACAUUACACAGACUAGACAAAGCAAAAGGAGGAUGUUACAAACAGAAUCCAAACACCAGAGUGCAGCUUCAACAACCACUCCAUCAAUGAAAUUCAAACGUGAUCUGUACCAGAUUCAGUUGUUACUAGUUGGUUUUAAAGGUAAAGUAGAAUCAGUAGCAUGUUCAAAAACCUGCGUUCUUAAAACCUCUGUGGGGGUGAACCAGUGAGGUGGUUGUAGGAUGUGAGCACACUAGCACCAGUCACUGAGACUGAGCUCCACCUGCUGUUGCCUUUGACUGAGAGCGACACAAAAUCAACAGCGCGUUUCCUGUGAUCUUUUGUUUGGAUCGGGUCGACUCCCAGCUUCACCUUUGCCUUGUAAAUUUGCACGGUGGGAAAAUGGAACACUCUGGUUUGGAAAUGAAGUCAUCACAUUGUUUUGUACGAUGGUACUUUGGACUACAAACAUGAUCUGCUCUCUGCACUUUACAGCCUCUGAUUGCUCUGCUGUGACAUCACUUCCCUUUCUGAGAGACAGAAAACAACCAAGUAUAUUCAAGACACAAGCAGACUGCUCUUGACAAACAAGAAGCCUUUAUUGUUAAGUGGAAAACAAAACUGCUGUUUCAUUCAUUAUGAUCCUGAUAAUGCACAAUCAAGUAUCUUAAGUGCACAAUUUCAAUCUAAGGUAAUUUAGAUAAGAAUAUAAGCUCAUAGGAGUUAAUGAUUGAUUUCUUGUAUACACGCAAGCCUUUAAUAAAAACUUCAAUUCCUCACAAGUCUGUGAUACUGUUUGUGAACAGGAUGAGCGGGUUAAACUGAAAAAGCUAAAGGCGACACUCGACAGAAUGUGAGGAGCGUAUGGUUUGAAAAAUCUCCCCUGCACCCUCAAUAACAGAUAUCCAGCAGACACAAACUGCAGCAUAAAGAGGGGGCACGGGGCGUGUUUGUCAAACAGGUCUGCAGUACCUCCUGAGACGAAAUGGUCCCAUGUUAGAGCAGUGUUUAAAGCACAUGGCGAUGUCAUGGGACUGCAGAUUUGUUUAGAGAGUCCUGCAUAGGCUUUGCUGGAAAGAAAGAACCUUUCCUGAAAAUCGUAUGUAAAAUACUCUCUUGGAAUUUCUUCAAGAAAUAAACCUGAAGUGUGAGUUUGGGGGACUUGACAGGUUCGACGUAGUGUUUCAGGACUGUGGUCAAUGGAAGCGGCAGUCUCAUGUUCAAAUAUAGAAGAACACAGUAGCAGUUUGUGUGUCUGAAUAUACAAUAAUUAAAUGCAUUUUACAGUCGGACAGAAGAAGCUGCUCACACACACAAAAGGAAAAAGAGGUUCUACAUUAAUUUCUUUUCACUACAGAGUGCAAAUCAGAUGCUUCACAACAGACCUUUUUUUUUUUUACUUGAAGAGGACUAGCUCUUCUCACAAGCCCCCCUGUUGUACAUAAACCAUUUCCCAAUCAAAUAAAAUAGACAAAAGAAAAAAUAAUCUAGUCAAAACGGAAUGUGAGAAAAUUAAUCUUUGUGAUUCAAUCUUUUCUUUGACGACAAAUAAAACUGAGUCCUUCAUGACAGUUUAAAAUUGGAAA
Paralichthys olivaceus (Japanese flounder) is the source of this 3249-nucleotide messenger RNA. It is a transcript of the gene ptrh2, whose product is annotated as peptidyl-tRNA hydrolase 2. Gene Ontology annotation, cellular component: cytosol; mitochondrion. The record is from RefSeq and is a predicted model, not a curated record. Gene Ontology annotation, biological process: positive regulation of anoikis; negative regulation of anoikis. Gene Ontology annotation, molecular function: peptidyl-tRNA hydrolase activity. NCBI's taxonomy places the organism in Eukaryota, Metazoa, Chordata, Actinopteri, Pleuronectiformes, Paralichthyidae.